This is a messenger RNA of Ictalurus furcatus (blue catfish), 4041 nucleotides long. It is a transcript of the gene gnas, whose product is annotated as GNAS complex locus. Bases 1742 to 2881 code for a protein of 379 amino acids. The transcript has 12 exons. Gene Ontology annotation, molecular function: beta-2 adrenergic receptor binding; GTP binding; GTPase activity. NCBI's taxonomy places the organism in Eukaryota, Metazoa, Chordata, Actinopteri, Siluriformes, Ictaluridae. Gene Ontology annotation, cellular component: heterotrimeric G-protein complex. Gene Ontology annotation, biological process: sensory perception of chemical stimulus; adenylate cyclase-activating dopamine receptor signaling pathway. The record is from RefSeq and is a predicted model, not a curated record.
AAAACCACUGGGCUAUCGUGAUAGCGUAAGACCACAAAAGACAUAUUCUCACAUUUUUACGAACGUAUACAUUAUUAAAUACUGUUCAAUUCUUCUUAGUAAUUUCUGUUAAGAUUAUCCACCGAAACGAGCAUUUCUUGUGUAAAAAAAAAACACGUUAAACCCGAUAUAAUUUACUGUAUGGUUGUCUUUAAAUUCAUGAUUCUUCCAGAAGUCUUAACGUCUUUAGGCUUUCUGUAUUUGUCGCUUCAAACUAGCUCAAAUAACACGAUAUAUUACUGAAGUCUGUAUGUAUAUUCAACUCCACUGUACUGUGUGUUUAAAGAGGGCGCCUUCGGUCCUCAGAAAACCCAGUUGCUGACGUUUUUUUGAAUGUCAUGUGAUUAUCCGCGGUCCGUAUACAGGGUUCAAUGAGAGCUGUUUGCCCCACCCAUCUCUUCAGCGCUAUCUAGCUCAAUGUACUAUUCAGUGAGAAAGGGGAAAAAUCGCCAAAAAAUACUCUCGGCGAGCGGAUCCGAUCGCGUCCAUCCGAGAAGUGACACGUUCCGUCCGCCAAGAGCUUGCUGUCACUGCGGUAUUUGUCUUUUUUUUUUUUUUUUUUUUUAAAAACGGGUUCUCUUCGCGGUUGUCAAUGCACAUGUAUAACCCUGUCUUUCUGCAAGGCGGAUUCAAAAUGGGUAAUACAAUGCGUAGCCUGACAGCGGACUCUGCCUACGAAAUGCAGUGAAAUAUAUCGAAGAAUCGCGUUGUUCGGAACAGCUGCGUGUCGCCGCGUGCGCCGUUAGCGGAGCCGUACGGAUUGUUGUUCUCGUGAAGCGAGCCUACGGAUGUGAGGAGAAAUUCAAAUUACAGCCGCUAACGGAGAAGACAAAAAGCGCCUCUUUUGAUUUGAAUAGCCACAAAGCCAUCGGUUAUUAUUACAGAACAGGAGGAAAAUAAACAUUUAUCUUUGGGAUUUCAUUAAAAAAAGAAAGCCUUUUAUCUGACACAUCAUUUCAUAACGGAGUUUCAAAAAGGUUGAUGUCGGCCACGGCUGGAGGCGGAAUGAACCGCAGGCCGUCAAUUUGGGAAAGAUAUUUAUCUCUUCUGGGAUUUUUUUCCUAAAGAAAACACGUUCUUAUAUCCCUUUUCCCUGUGUCGGUGAACGGAUGUGACAGGAAAGAAAAUAAAACCUGUUUCGUAGAGUUAUCGAUGAUUUUGCGAGGAGCGCCGGCCGCGACUGUCAUUUUGGGAAAGCGACUAUGGAUUGUCGAAGAGAAAUGCGUUAAAUCGCCCUCAGAUUUCUGGAACAGCAAGACAAAGACCUUCAUGUAACGCCGUAGAGGCGCGCGCGCACACACACACACACACACACACACACAUAUCCAACGCGAAGUGUAAAACAAAUCCCGCUCGGAUAUUACUGCACCAAAAAGCUUAGGAGGACUCGGCCUUGUGUGUAGGCAGGCCUUGGUGUUUUCACCACCAUCAUCACAAGCCCUCCGUUUCUUUCCUGAAGCUCCUACUGAGCACUCACCCAAAGGCAUCGCUUUCACAUUGCUCCCUUCAUCCCUUUAAACGAUUGCCCCAUCCAUCCCCGUGUGCUGUUCUUCCAGAGUGUGCAUAUGCACAGAGAAAUGUCAGAAUUCCCAUUCUUUGGGAUUUGAACACGUGCCAAUCAAGGAAUUUUUGCAAUUUGAUUAUACUUUACAUUCAUCCCCUAUCCACAAAAAAAAUCUUUUUUUAUUGGGACGUUUGGAAGAUGGGUUGUUUGGGCAACAGUAAAACAGAAGACCAGCGUAAUGAGGAGAAGGCCCAGAGGGAAGCAAAUAAAAAGAUAGAGAAACAGUUACAGAAAGACAAACAGAUAUACAGAGCGACCCAUCGGCUACUACUGUUGGGAGCUGGAGAAUCGGGCAAAAGCACUAUAGUCAAACAGAUGCGCAUUUUACAUGUCAAUGGCUUCAAUGCUGAAGAGAAAAAACAGAAAAUUCAGGAUAUUAAGAAUAAUAUAAAAGAAGCUAUAGAGACUAUCGUGACAGCAAUGAAUAGCUUGGUACCUCCAGUUCAGUUAGCCUGUCCAGCAAACCAGUUUCGAAUCGAGUACAUCCUCAAUUUAACCAAUCAAAAAGACGUUGAAUUCACUCCGGAAUUUUAUGAACACACAAAGACCCUGUGGCACGACGAGGGAGUAAGAGCCUGCUUCGACAGAUCCAAUGAGUAUCAGCUGAUUGACUGUGCUCAGUACUUCCUAGAUAAGAUUGACACUAUAAAGCAAAGUGACUAUACACCUACUGAUCAGGACUUGUUGAGAUGCAGAGUGCUGACCUCAGGGAUCUUUGAGACGAGGUUCCAAGUGGACAAAGUUAAUUUUCACAUGUUUGAUGUUGGCGGUCAAAGAGAUGAACGAAGGAAAUGGAUCCAGUGUUUUAAUGAUGUGACUGCCAUUAUAUUUGUGGUGGCCAGCAGUAGCUACAAUAUGGUCAUCCGAGAAGACAAUCAAACCAACCGUCUACAGGAGGCAUUGAACCUGUUCAAGAACAUAUGGAACAAUAGAUGGCUUCGAACCAUUUCUGUCAUUCUUUUCCUAAAUAAGCAAGACCUGCUAGCCGAGAAGGUUCUGGCUGGAAAAUCGAAAAUAGAGGAGUAUUUCCCAGAGUUUUCACGCUACACUACACCAGAUGAUGCUACACCUGAACUUGGGGAGGACCCUCGAGUUACAAGAGCAAAAUAUUUCAUCCGGGAUGAGUUCCUGAGGAUCAGUACAGCAAGUGGGGACGGUCGCCACUACUGCUAUCCACACUUCACUUGUGCUGUGGACACAGAAAACAUCCGCCGAGUGUUCAAUGACUGUCGUGACAUCAUCCAGCGCAUGCAUCUCCGGCAAUAUGAGCUCUUGUGAUUGCCACAGCAUCACUGGAACCCAGUCUAGAACUUUCUACAGGCUUCCUGUCCUACUUAUGCCCCAAAAAAUGCUACCAUGAAACUUACUAUUUAUGAGUUUCCAGGACACACAGCAACAUAUAAGAGACACAAAAACAUAGGCUUUCUCCAUCCUGAGAUAGCUGAGGGGCAAGGAGAAUACUGUAUUGUUAAUGAACAAGGGUGACUGUGCAAUCCAGAAAAGACAAUAUAGCCAAUGACCACCAAUGUUAAAUGAGAAAGAGAGUGAAUACAUACACAUAUGCUGAGAGAGAAGGAAAAAAUAAAAGUUUGACCAGGACUGCCAGAUACCUGCACACUUGUUGAGGCUCUGCUCAGGAUGAGGAAGAUAUUUGUAUGGCAUUCACAAAGACACACGUGUACAAUUCUGCUCCACAACCUCUGUCCUAUGUAUGUUAAACAUUAGCCAUGUGUUUCUAAUGAUGUACUUACCACACACAUGCACACCACUAUUGUGAAAAUCCACUCUUUGCCUGAGUGAGCCUGUUGUCUCUCCUGUUCUGUCAAAAAUGGACUAACCCAUGAAGAAGAGAAAAUGAUGGAUUGUUGCAAAGACAUCGUGAAAGAAUGUAGACCUUUAUGGUUUGCUUGAAAGGAUUAAAAAGGGGGUAGAAUUAUGGAGUAUUUUCAGCCCCAGGUUGCUGUGCUUGCAGAGCGGAGAAUGACUCAAACACAAGAACCAUCACAUGAUUCUUUUCUCCAAAUGCAACAUGGAGAAAUAGUGAGAACAUACAAUGCAUAGAUUCAUGCAGAACAGCCAAUUACAGUGCAAAAAAUUUAUAUGCGCGUGCACACAGAUAUAUAUCUGUGUAUUCUGGUAACAGCACGUCAGCUCUUCUGUUUCAUGGUUUCAUCUGUUGAGUGUUAUGCAAUGUGUGUGCAAAUAAUGCCUUUAUUCACAAUUUUAACCUUCCAUUUUCCAAGAUGCCAUAACUAUACAUUCUCUCCCACUCACUCAGUCUGUCUCUCUGUCUCUAUAGUCAUCUUGUACACUGACAUGUGGGGGAAAUGUGUAGUAAAAAAAAAGGAGCGAGUAAAAAAAUCUAGUUAAGUUAAAAAAAUAUGCCAUGAUAUGGAAAAGGGGCACAAAAUUCAAGCAACUCGUCGCUCCUAUUUUUA